UAAAAAACAAGACAUAAUUCCCUACAAGGGUAGGACAUAGAAAUCCAGUGGACUUCCGGUGAUUCAAAAUUGAGAUUCUAGUAUGGGAUGUAGUGGAAGUCAAAUCUCCGAUCCCAAGAUGGUGGCUGAAGUUCCCCCGCAGCCGCCCUACCUGGGUCCUCCCUGCGAAUACCGCAUGGAAAACUUCUUGGUUCCGUACGUGGUACAGUCGGACUUCGGAUUCAUGCCCGUUCAGGGCAUGUCAUUAACCACAUUAGACGUGAAUGUGUACAACAUGGCCUUGGGGUCACUGUAUGACCUUGGAUAUCGUCUGGUGUCAUUCUCAGUUGUUCCCUCUUCGUAUACAGCCGAUAGUCAUGUCAAGGGUGAUGUCAAACAAACACACAAGUACCAAGGAAUCUGUCGGAAAUUACCGGAAGACGAACAACCCCAGCAAUGGUCUCUAAAGGUCGUCAAGUCGUUUUUGCCCUCUAAAGUAUUUACGUAUGGAUUGUUCCGAUUAGGAUCUGAGUCGCAAACCAUUGCCGAUUCCAACCACAUUUUCCAGACGAUUUCGCAGGAGGCGGCAAACGGUGCUCGACUUGUGUGCAUAGAAAUAACAGGUUUUAACUCCCAAAAUGUGAAAGCAUCAACGACAGCAAAAGCAACGGCAGGAUUCUCUGGCAGCACAGGUUCCACGAACAUGUGCUUCUUUGGGCAAAGUCCAGAAACGAUUUUAGGAGUGGACAUCUUCCUGGAGAUCCCACGAAACCCAACUUCUGCCCGUUAUGUUUACCAGUGUGUUACAAUUCCUAUGAAAAUCACAUGGACGACGGCGAUGGACAGGAAAUGGAACACAGAGAUGGACUGGGUAGGAGUGACGUCACAAUACCUUGGGAGUGGAUGGAGAAUGGUGGAAGUGUUUAUGGACCAAAACAACAGUGCUUUCCAUGACAGUGACCUCUUCACUACAAAUAUGACAAUCAACCAGAACUGUAUAUUCUUUUUUGAAAAGGAGCAGUCGAAAAUGAACGACAACACUCCCAUUUAUGAAGCGACGAUGGUCCAAUAUCACUCUUUGGUAAAAAUGAAAAGUAAAAUUGAUACAACCAUUACAACCAUAACAACAUUUGACACAGCUUGGGAACCCGUUGUGACUCAGCUAGGAACCUUUGGGUGGGAGCUAGUCAAAAUCUUAGACACGCCAGUAAUGAACUUUGAAAGCGUCAUCGGGAGGGGUUUUAUUACAUUCAAAAAGGUCAUGUGGAUGUUUUUUCAGAGGAAAAUUGUUACAGUUUCUGUGCCACUUGCUGGCGUAAAUCCUCCACCUGUUGCAGCGACACCUUAACAGUAAAAAUCGGGCAUAUCAGCGAAAUGGAAAUUAAAGACCAGAUAUUUAUGUAGCACUAUCCCAUUAUCACCUGCAUAUGGUGUUUAUGGCUCUCAACUGAUUCGAUAUGUGAGAGCAUGUUCUGCGUAUGAUCAAUUUUCAAACCGAGACAGGCUACUGACAAAUAAAUUGAUGUUAAAGCGGUUUUAACUGUUCCGUUGGAAAUUAGCAUUUCGAAUAUUCUAUUGUUAUGGGUCAGAACAAACCAUUAGUAUAGCGCAGCAGAAUUUACUAACAAAAUCCAAUUAAACAAUUUUAAAUAAGAUUUAUUUACAAUUAAUAAUUGAAAGAUAAUUGUAAUAAUAGCAAAAUACUAACUUACAGUAGGUGAAUAAUAAAUACAAGCACACAAAAAUGAUAAUCCAAAAUCGUAGUUCCCAUGGAAAUAAAAUUCAAAUGAAUAAAAUGUGUCUAACGAGAGCUUUUUUUUUAUCUUAAGAAUUUCAGUGUAUACAUGUAUAUAAUAGGAAUGAAUUUUCUAGUACACUCUUGAAAGACGAUGAUGCAACCAUUACGUAAUCUUUCUACUAAAAAUAGCUUAGUCUAGAACAAUCUCGAUCACAGGUGUUAAUGACAAGUAAACAUAACCUUCUAGAACAAUCCAGGUCAAUUUAGUGCAAAUAGUCAAUAGUACACAACACUACGGUCGUUUUAAUGAUCUCAUUUGCAAACACAAUAUGUCGUUAGGUCGAAUACUGUCCGAUACCGUAUAUCACAUACUAAUUGUUAUGUCGUUCUGUGCGUACUGAUUUUGACUACGGAUUACUCCAUUUACCCUAUCAAGAUGUAAGAUUAAAGGCAGAUGUGACCGGUCAACAGGGGAUGAUUACUCCUCCUAGGCACCUGAUCCUACCUCUGGUGUUUCCAUGGGUUUAUGUUUGCCCUACUGGCAAUUCCUUAUUCUUUAUUGGGGUUAAGAGAUUGAUCACCGUUCCCUAUCUUCACCUUUUUGUGUGCAUGUGGCUCUGUGAUCAAUUUAACUCAUUCGUAAGAGUUUUACUGAAAGUGUUCUCGUUCGAAUGUUCUUACGCAACUGACUUUAAUUUUCUGUUUUCUUGAUGAACAUUUGAAUUGUGAAUAAAAGAGAAACAGUUAAAGAAAA
This is a messenger RNA of Ostrea edulis (European flat oyster), 2471 nucleotides long. RefSeq lists its product as uncharacterized. The transcript has 3 exons. Bases 83 to 1327 code for a protein of 414 amino acids. The record is from RefSeq and is a predicted model, not a curated record. Lineage: Eukaryota; Metazoa; Mollusca; Bivalvia; Ostreida; Ostreidae.